ACCCCGAGUCCCACGUCUCCGAGUUCCACUUCUUCGAGUCCCAAUUCUUCGAGUUCCACUUCUUCGAGUCCCACUUCUUCGAGUUCCACGUCUUCGAGUUCCAUCGCUUCGAGUCCCAAGUCCCCGAGUCUCAAGUCCCGAGUCCUACGUCCCACGUCCCACGUCCUCGAGUCUCAAGUCUCGAGUUCCAAGUCCUACGUCCCCGAGUUCCACGUCCCAGUCUCCGAGUUCCACGUCCCAGUCUCCGAGUUCCACGUCCCAGUCUCCGAGUUCCACGUCCCAGUCUCCGAGUUCCACGUCCCAGUCUCCGAGUUCCACGUCCCAGUCUUCGAGUUCCACGUCCCAGUCUCCGAGUUCCACGUCCCAGUCUCCGAGUUCCACGUCCCAGUCUCCGAGUUCCACGUCCCAGUCUCCGAGUUCCACGUCCCAGUCUCCGAGUUCCACGUCCCAGUCUCCGAGUUCCACGUCCCGGUCUCCGAGUUCCACGUCCCGGUCUCCGAGUUCCACGUCCCAGUCUCCGAGUUCCACGUCCCAGUCUCCGAGUUCCACGUCCCAGUCUCCAAGU
Molecule: messenger RNA, 565 nt
Organism: Pocillopora meandrina
Lineage: Eukaryota; Metazoa; Cnidaria; Anthozoa; Scleractinia; Pocilloporidae
Source: the annotation of a GenBank genome assembly